AUGCGUGAGGGUGAUCGGUGGCAUCUUUAUGUUCCUUAUUACCUUGCUUUCACUCAGAGGGGUGAUACGGAUGAAGUACCACCUUGGUCAAACUUUAUAUACGAUAUAGAGAUCUAUAAAUGUAGUAAUGUGAAGAGUGAAACUGGUGAAGUGAUUGAUGCAUACCCGAAAACCUAUGCGAAACAGCUGUUACCCGAGCAGACAUCGAAAGCUUACUACGAAAACUUAUAGUUAUGAUAUCCAACGCUGGUGUCUUGGAAUGGGGGAUCGCUGAAUUCGGGAUAAUCUUCAGCUGAGUGUUCUCUUACAUUCAUCAAACGUAAUGGCUUGAUUCUUAUUAGUCAAUAUAUAUAUAUGAUCAUGUGUUUUUCAUAAUAGCUUUUGUACCUGAUUCUAUACUAACAAAUGAAGGGCACCAUUCCUCUUUGGAUGUAUAUCCUUUCAGCUUUUUUUCGCAUUUUAUCGCUUCCUUUCUCCUACUGUCAUUACUUUUGUUAAUCUAUGCAAAAAGAACCACUUAAAACCACUUUUUAUCGCGACAUAUUGGGAAUUUGUUCUUAGGUUCCAGUUCUAAUGAACGAGCAAUUCAAUAUAAUAAAUCAUUCGUAAUGUAUUUACCAAUAUCGCUCGCUGCAUCUACUUCGUUAAGUAAGUAACGUUCCAGUUGUAAUUAGGAGUUAGCGCUCCGUAUUUUUGGGAUAAAUAUAUCAAUAACUUUCUUGCUGUUGUUGUUACAGUGACUAAACGGUUGACCAGUUAUCAUUGCCAGAAGCCUGCCGAGCACAGAAGUAUUUAGUAGCACUGUUUAUGCGACUGUGAGGCAUCCUUCUUCAAUGAAUAUUUUGUGCUCUUACGUCUGAAGUCUAUUCAUCUAGCAUUCGAAAAGCUAUAUUAGCGGAAA
This is a messenger RNA of Phytomonas sp. EM1, 901 nucleotides long. The record is from the annotation of a GenBank genome assembly. NCBI's taxonomy places the organism in Eukaryota, Euglenozoa, Kinetoplastea, Trypanosomatida, Trypanosomatidae.